Molecule: messenger RNA, 1612 nt
Organism: Anoplopoma fimbria (sablefish)
Lineage: Eukaryota; Metazoa; Chordata; Actinopteri; Perciformes; Anoplopomatidae
Gene: tspan3a
Product: tetraspanin 3a
Exons: 7
Coding region: 130-891 (253 amino acids)
Biological process (GO): protein maturation; protein localization to plasma membrane; regulation of vascular endothelial growth factor signaling pathway
Cellular component (GO): membrane
Source: RefSeq, a predicted model, not a curated record
AGCGUCGCUCCGGUGCGUUCACUGACUGUAGGAUUCCAGUGACACAGCACCGCCGGGACAUGUCUGACUAGAACCUAGAACCCCGCAGACCUCCCACCACACACAUCAGACCUCAGACCCACGGUGACGAUGGGCCAGUGCGGCAUCACGUCGUCAAAGACCGUCCUGGUCUUUCUGAACCUGAUAUUCUGGGCUGCUGCUGGUAUCCUGUGCUAUGUUGGAGCCUAUGUCUUCAUUACAUUUGAUGACUAUGAUCACUUCUUUGAGGAUGUGUACACGUUGAUCCCAGCAGUGACCAUCAUAGCAGUUGGAGCCCUGCUUUUCAUUAUUGGGCUCAUUGGAUGCUGCGCUACAGUGAGAGAGAGCUACUGUGGUCUUACAACGUUUGUCGUCAUUCUGGUGCUGGUGUUCAUGACGGAGGUGGCUGUGGUAGUUCUCGGAUAUGUUUACAGAGCAAAGGUUGAAAAUGAAGUGAAUGUUUCUAUCAAGAAAGUGUAUGAUGAGUACAAUGGCACCAACAGCAAUGCCCAGAGCCGUGCCAUUGACUACAUUCAAAGACAGCUUCAGUGUUGUGGGAUCCACAAUUACUCAGACUGGCAGAAUACACACUGGUACGAAAAAUCCAAAAACAACAGCGUACCCAUCAGCUGCUGCAAAACAAACUUUGGAAGCUGCACGGGGUCCCUCACUCAUCCUGAAGAUCUCUACCAAGAAGGCUGUGAAGCUCUGGUUGUGAAGAAGUCUAAGGAGAUCAUGAUGUAUGUCAUUUGGACUGCACUGACAUUUGCUGCAAUCCAGAUGCUGGGGAUGUUGUGUGCAUGUGUCGUGCUGUGCCGCAGAGCCAGAGAUCCUGCCUAUGAGCUCCUUAUUACAGGAGGCACCUAUGCAUAAAGGGGAACACAAUUCUCACCAUAACACUCACCCUUUCAUUGGUGAGAGCAUGAAAAUAAUAUAUAUUACCACACUAACCUUAAACAACAACCACACUAAAGUUAUAUAUUUUACCUGUUUUUCCAAAAAAAAGCUAUAGACCAAAUUCUUAAAUGGUCAAUGUUAAUGAGAUUUAGAAAACAUUCUGUUACUUAGGAUGGCAAGAGGGCGUGUGGAGUAAAAUUACAAUGGGAUGUUUCCUCAUAUAUUAGUUUGCACUAUGUGUAUGGCUUUGAGUAUUUUAUAUCUAAAUCUGUGCUUUACUUACAUGAAAUUUGACUUAAAUUAAAUUUACCUCCACUACUACUACUGCUACUACUAUUCUACUUCUAUUACUACUAUUACAGCACAGAUUUGGUUGAAAAAUCACCUUUCAGCAGCAGUAUUCUGUCAAUUAAUAGUGGACUCCACAGCCUGAGCUAAUGACAAGUUAUUGCAUGUAAAAUGUGUAACUUAACUGGCGUUGGUUUGUCUAAUCUUUCUUUCAAGAACAAGCUUUUUAAUCCCCUUCAGUGUGUGGGGUGUCAAGUAGGAAUGCAUUCUUUAAUCAAGAUAGACUUUGUCCUAUAGCUGUUUGUUUUUGUCUCAACAGUCCACUCAUGGUAGUUAAAUAAAUUGAUUUGCUGAUAUGUAGCAAUUGCAAGGCUCAAGAAUGUAAAUAAAAUGUGGCAAAAGGUUGAAA